UGAAAUGGGCGAAAAUAUAAUAUUAAGGAAAACACGAUUUGCGCUCGCGUGAAAUUUGAAAGAGAUAUUUUAUGACUUUUUUUCUGUGAGAACUAAACAUCCGCUGAAUUACUUUCCUCGUUAUAUCGAUCGCGUAAUAGUCUUAUACCCCAGCCAAUUGUCACACAAUUAUUUUGAUAGUGCGAUAAUAUCGGGCACUAUUUGUCUUAUACUUAUGCAAAAUUGAGCAAUUAGAAAUAUUACGCUUACAUAAAAGAAAUUUCAAAACAUUUUCAUCUUCACGAAAAGGUGCAAACAUUCCAUCUAGUAAUACGCUACCAGACGCUCCUCGACAUUUGCAGAAUGGCGAUCUGUGUUGUAGAGCAGUAUUUUAGUAUUAAUAAAAUACUUUUUCGUGUAGUUGCCUUAUGGCCUUAUCAUCGCUCGAAACUCGUUGAGUUUCACCUGUCCUUCUUUCUUGUUAUUUUGAUUAGCUUUAUCGCUGCCCAGUUGGCAACAUUUCUAACUACAGAAUGUACAUCUCAUAUGGCAAUUAAAAUUUUCUCUCUUGUAUUGUACUUUACUCUAUAUUUGAUAAAGUAUCUUUCCUUCCGUGUUAAUGCCCAUACUAUAAGAUGCCUAUUGGAGAAAUUUCAAUAUAUAUGUGACGAGCUAACAGACGAAGGCGAAAUCGCUAUCAUAAAAGAAUAUGGGAACGAGGCGAAACAUUUUACCAUUAAAAUUUCCUUGUACGGCAUGUUCAACAUAAUCACUACGUGUCUUCUACCAGUUUUUCCGCGAAUUCUUCGUACUUUUACGUCCACAAAUGUGUCUGAAGAACAUUUUAUGAUACAUAUUCCGAGAGAAUACUUUAUCGAUCAAGGGAAAUAUUACUAUUGUAUUUUGCUGCACAUGGACGUUAGCCUCUUUAUGGGAGCAACAGUAUUAGUAGCAACAGGAACAUUGCUGUUCGGCUGCAUGAAAUAUAUGUGUGGAUUAUUUAGAAUCGCCAGUUAUCGUAUUGAUCAAACAAUGAAGACUCCGAUGUUUCAAAUUGCUGGUUUGUCGAAGGAUUGUGUAAUUUAUAAAAAGAUUGUACAUGCCAUAGACAUUCAUCGCAAGGCAAUAGAAGUUUGUGAUAUAAUAAAAUCCAAUUUUGUGGGAACGUCAUUUAUACUAAUGUUAAUUAGUGUUACUUCCUUAAGUCUCAAUCUUUAUGGACUUCACCAGGCUAUGAUGUUUGGAAGCGCCACGGAGGAAUAUUUAGUUUAUGUUAAAGGUCUAUUUGUCACUCUACUAUACAUAUUCGUAUGCAAUUACAUCGGACAAGAACUUACAGACCAUUAUAACCAUAUGUUUAUCAGCAUAUACAGUGUUCAGUGGUACGUAACUCCCUUACACAUACAGAAAAUAAUUUUGUUCCUGUUGCAAAGAGGCACUAAAAAUUUUUAUUUCGUUUUUGGUGGAAUAUUAGUGAUGUCUAUAGAAAAUGCGACCACGGUAAAAUUAUUUCAUGUUAUGUCAUGUUAUAAAAAUAUAUCAAAUUAUAAUCUUCCAACCAGCGUGCACUUUGAGUUAAAAAAUGAAAAAUAUUUUUCAGUUAGUAAGCGCUUCCAUAUCGUAUUUCACCGUUCUCCAUUCUAUGCAGCAACCUGAUAUAAUUACAUAACUAAAAUGAGUUUAUAGCGUUUCGAUUAGAUCGAAUUAAAAGUAGAUUCUACAUACUAGAGAAUUCUGAAGUAACAUUCUUACCGUCGAACGGAGAAGAAAUUUUUAAUCAUCGGAGCAACUCAUCAUGAUAUUUUCCUGCGUAAUUCAAAGUAUAAAUUCGCAACAAUGGGUGCAUCGUACGAUUUUAUUAGAGUUUCUUUAAUCGAAACUUUAAAGUAAUCCAUAUAUGUACACCAGUUUAUAAUAUAGCAUUUGUGCGUAUAUAAUUACAUAUUAUAAUUUGUGCGUAUCUAAUUACAUAGUAAAAAAUGUUCGGGGCAUGAUUAGUAACAAAAUGUAAACCAAACUCACCAUACAUUAUUUAACUUUGACAUGUUAUUCAUAUUUCGUGAUAUAUAACCAGUGCUGAAUGUAUACCUGAUUUGAAUAUCAAAUAUAUAUCACGUACAUAUA
This is a messenger RNA of Ooceraea biroi (clonal raider ant), 2103 nucleotides long. RefSeq lists its product as uncharacterized. Gene Ontology annotation, cellular component: plasma membrane. Gene Ontology annotation, molecular function: olfactory receptor activity; odorant binding. The record is from RefSeq and is a predicted model, not a curated record. Lineage: Eukaryota; Metazoa; Arthropoda; Insecta; Hymenoptera; Formicidae. Gene Ontology annotation, biological process: detection of chemical stimulus involved in sensory perception of smell; sensory perception of smell.